GCCCGGGCGGGGCCUCGGGCCGGGCGGCGACAACGGGAGCUGCUGGCGGGAGCGGGAGCGGCAAGAGGCCGCUGGCAGGUCCCCCAAAAGUCAAGGAGGAAGUUUGCUCCAGCGAGGAUGGAGCAAAGUUGCCUGUCACCUCGUUCACGCCCAACCCUGGAGAUCCGUGCUAAGUCUUCCCAAUAGUGCCUGGUCCGAGAUGGGGUCCCAGGUCUCGAUGGACGCGGGAGCCGUGCAUGUUGUGAUUGUGGGCGGGGGCUUUGGUGGCAUCGCGGCCGCCAGCCAGCUGCAGGCACUGAACAUCCCUUUUGUGCUGGUGGACAUGAAGGACUCCUUCCACCACAACGUGGCAGCCCUCCGGGCCUCCGUGGAGAGUGGGUUUGCCAAAAAGACAUUCAUUUCCUACUCGGUGACCUUCAAGGAAAACUUCAGGCAGGGCCUGGUGGUUGAGAUAGACCUGAAGAAUCAGACGGUGCUGCUGGAGGAUGGCCAGGCCCUACCCUUUUCACAUCUCAUCCUGGCCACGGGCAGCACUGGGCUCUUCCCGGGCAAGUUUAACCAGGUUUCCAGCCAGCAGAUGGCCAUCCAGGCCUAUGAGAACAUGGUGACGCAGGUCCAGCGCUCACAGUCCAUUGUGGUGGUGGGAGGAGGCUCUGCAGGAGUGGAGAUGGCAGCAGAGAUUAAAACGGAAUACCCCGAGAAAGAGGUCACUCUCAUUCACUCCCAGAUGGCCCUCGCAGACACAGAGCUCCUGCCCUGUGUCCGGCAGGAAGUGAAGGAGAUCUUGCUCCGGAAAGGUGUGCAGCUGCUGCUGAGUGAGCGGGUGAGCAACCUAGAGGCGCUGCCUGUCAAUGAGCAUUGUGAGUGCAUCAAGGUGCAGACGGACAAAGGCAUGGAGGUGGAUGCCAACCUGGUGAUUGUCUGCAACGGUAUCAAGAUCAACAGUGCAGCCUACCGCAGCGCAUUUGGUGAUCGGCUGGCUGGCAACGGUGCUCUGAGAGUAAACGAGUACCUCCAGGUGGAAGGUUACAGCCACAUCUAUGCCAUCGGAGACUGCGCCGAUGUGAGGGAGCCCAAGAUGGCCUAUCACGCCGGCCUCCAUGCCAAUGUCGCCGUGGCCAACAUUGUCAACUCCAUGAAACAGAGGCCCCUCAAAACCUACAAGCCAGGUUCACUGACGUUCCUCCUGGCCAUGGGGAGAAAUGACGGCGUGGGCCAGAUCAGCGGCUUCUAUGUGGGGCGGCUUAUGGUUCGGCUGGCCAAGAGCCGGGACCUGUUGGUCUCCACAAGCUGGAAAACCAUGAAACAGUCUCCACCCUGAUGGGGAUCCAGGCGAGAGACAGGCUGUGGCCCAAGUCUGUUCCAUGCUGUUGCCCAUGCCUUAGAGAGACUGUGCCUCUCUCCCAAAGGAUGGCCACCCCACGGAGGCUUCACCCAGGCCUCCAUUCCUGCGGACCACAACCAACCAGGCUCCCUUCCUGCAAGCGGGACCUGCUGCCUGAGAAACACAAGCCAUUGCGUGCCGUCUGCCCUGGGGCCUGGCAUGGUGGGAGCCUCUGUCCUGCAGGGACAGGCCCUGUUCUACUUAUAACAUUCUAGAAGUGUCCAUCCACGGGGACACAGUUCUCCAAACUGAGGACAACGUUGCAAUAAAAGAAUAUAUUGUAAGAAA
This is a messenger RNA of Capra hircus (goat), 1672 nucleotides long. RefSeq names its product apoptosis inducing factor, mitochondria associated 2 (gene AIFM2). Gene Ontology annotation, biological process: apoptotic mitochondrial changes; positive regulation of apoptotic process. Gene Ontology annotation, molecular function: flavin adenine dinucleotide binding; electron-transferring-flavoprotein dehydrogenase activity. Gene Ontology annotation, cellular component: cytoplasm; mitochondrion. The record is from RefSeq and is a predicted model, not a curated record. Bases 200 to 1321 code for a protein of 373 amino acids. NCBI's taxonomy places the organism in Eukaryota, Metazoa, Chordata, Mammalia, Artiodactyla, Bovidae. The transcript is spliced from 11 exons.